AAUGAAGAUGAGAUUCCUGGGGAGGACCUGUCUUAUUGUCUUGAGUUUGCUUCCAGCUGUUUCUACACAAGGUGGAUGGCGUGUCGUUGGCUCUGAUCAGCCUGUCAUUGCUGAGCCUGGUGAUGAUGUCAUCCUGCCAUGUCACAUUUCACCCAGACUCAGUGCUGUGGACAUGGAAGUGAGGUGGUACAGGGAUGCAUUUGAAAAACCAGUCCAUUUAUAUAGUUUCAAAAUGAAUAUUCUGGGAACACAGGACAGUAAAUACCGGGGCCGCACUGCUCUCUCUCCCUCUGCACUGCAGACAGGCAAUCUCUCUCUGCAUCUGAGAAACCUCCAACCCUCUGAUAGAGGCGUCUAUACCUGCUUAGCUGAUGACGGAAGUCGGUAUGAAGGACAGACUGAAGUGAUAGUCGCAGCUCUGGGGACCCAGCCCUCAAUCUCUAUGGACUGUACACAAGGAGAGCAGACCCGGCUGGUGUGCAGAUCAGAGGGGUGGGACCCUGAACCUGAAGUGAUCUGGAGAGACAGGGAUGGAAACAAUGUGACAUCACUGUCCAACACAACAGUGCAGAGGGACAGUCAGGGGCUCCGCAGUGUCAGCAGCUACAUCAAAAUCAAACAGCAGUCCAACGUGUUCUCCUGUCUGGUUAGAAGUAAAACACCAAAACCAGACUGGGAAUCCAAACUUCACAUAUCCAGUGAUUUUUUCCCAGGAGUCUCUGGAUGGAUGGUGGCUUUCUUCUUGACUUUAGCUCUCAGUAUUGGAGCCAUUCCUCUGCUGGUGAUCCAAUGGAGAAGAAUGGAUGCCAUGGAGAGAAAGCUUGAGCCUAUGGCUGCUCAGCGCCUUGGUGAGGAACUUGAGUCUAUGAGACGGAUCCCUAAAUCAGAAUGGAAGUGGAUCCUCAGCUCAGCAGUUGACAGUUUGACUCUGGACCUCGAUACAGCACACCCCCGGCUCACCCUGCCUGUGGAUGGGAAACAAGUGAGAAGGAAAACGCAGGAUUAUAACAGUUCUCAGAGAUUUGAUUACAGGCGCUGUGUGCUGGGCAAGGAGGGCUUCACCUCAGGGAGACACUAUUGGGAGCUGGGGGUGGAGAAGAAUACAUUCUGGAGAUUAGGAGUCAGCAGAGAGUCUGCCCCAAGGAACGAGUUCAGCAUGACCUCCCAGCAGGGUUACUGGACUGUGGG
Messenger RNA from Acipenser ruthenus (sterlet), 1188 nucleotides. Its product is annotated as butyrophilin subfamily 1 member A1-like. The annotation marks the transcript as partial. Lineage: Eukaryota; Metazoa; Chordata; Actinopteri; Acipenseriformes; Acipenseridae. The transcript is spliced from 9 exons. The record is from RefSeq and is a predicted model, not a curated record.